Molecule: messenger RNA, 843 nt
Organism: Lasiosphaeria miniovina
Lineage: Eukaryota; Fungi; Ascomycota; Sordariomycetes; Sordariales; Lasiosphaeriaceae
Product: DSBA-like thioredoxin domain-containing protein
Exons: 4
Coding region: 277-714 (145 amino acids)
Molecular function (GO): oxidoreductase activity
Source: RefSeq, a predicted model, not a curated record
CACGGGACAGGACGGAGAUACAGGGGUCAGCGAGGCACUACGGAUACAGCGCCAAGCAUCCGGUGCCAAGACGAACGAGGCCGGAUUUGAGGAAUACGCUCUCCGAAUCCGUUCAUAUAUUUCUCACUUGGCAUGUGUAAGAAAUAAGAAGUAUAUAAGAAAUAUCGUACACACCCAUUCCAAGGGCUGAUUGAUUCCACACACUCGCACCUCUAAUACCCCUCAAGGAAACGAGGAACUCGGAAUCGAGGUUGAGGGAACGAGACACAAAAAACCAUGGCAAGGCUUAGCAUCAAGGUCGAUAUCCACUCAGACACGGUUUGUCCAUGGUGCUAUCUCGGGAAGAAGAGCCUCGACAGCGCCAUUGCCACCUUCCGCGCCCGCCAUCCCGGCGUCGACUUUGACUUGGUAUGGAGGCCGUAUAUCCUCCACCCAACUGCUAAGGCCUCUUCAUACCCAAAAGGGUCCAGCAUCUCGGCCGUUCUCGGCCCACGCGCGGGCCCCAUUUUUGAACGCAUCGCGGCCACAGGUGCUGAGUACGGCAUAAAUUUCCGGUGGGAGGGCCUGACGGGCAACUCGCGCGAUUCGCACAAGUUGAUUCUUCUUGCGGCAGAGCAGGAUGCCGCUGCCGCCGCCACGGGUGAGAAAAGGAGAGACAGGAGGUUAUCGAUUGCCACGAUCAUGCGGAACAGCUGCAAGAUGGAGCAAGACUGAGAACAAACAAGGUUGUUCUCUUUUUUUUCUUCCCCCUUGGAAACAAACCAUGUUACUUUCCACUGUCCCGUCGGGGAAGGAGGCUCGAAAGGAAUAAAAGGCGGUGCGGUUAUACCCAGCAAAAAAUAG